Paramormyrops kingsleyae is the source of this 2087-nucleotide messenger RNA. Its product is annotated as RING finger protein 141-like. The record is from RefSeq and is a predicted model, not a curated record. Gene Ontology annotation, molecular function: ubiquitin-protein transferase activity. Lineage: Eukaryota; Metazoa; Chordata; Actinopteri; Osteoglossiformes; Mormyridae. Gene Ontology annotation, biological process: protein autoubiquitination.
GUAUUAGAUUUCCAGCAACCUUCUUGGCGAAGCAGCGCCGGCGGCUGCUCUGGUGCAGUACCUUCGUGUUACGAGAUGACACCGUCUUAAAUGAGACCUAACCUCACUACUCUGGCGUUUCCUUGGUGGACCCAGAAUGGGCCAGCAAAUCUCCGGUCAAACGCAGACGGUCAUCAACAGGCUGCCUGAGAAGGUGAUGAAGCACGCCCUGCUGGUGCGUGACAGCGGGUACCUCACCUAUGAAGAGUUCCUGGGCCGGGUGGCAGAACUCAAUGAUGUAACAGCCAAGCUGGCUGUCGGGCAGCCGAAGCAUUUACUUUUUGAAGUUCAGCCAGGGUCGGAUGCCUCAGCUCUUUGGAAGGUCGCAGUGAGGAUAGUGUGUACGAAAAUAAACAAGGAGAACGGCAUGGUGGAGGCCUCACGCAUCAUGAACCUCUACCAGUUCAUCCAGCUGUACAAGGACAUCACUGGCCAGGCAGCAGAGGUGCUCUCUGUAGAAGGCUGCUCUGGGGGAUCCUCUGUGCCCUUAGCCUCCGUGGACUCCUGCCAGGCUAGCAUGUGGAUGGGCAGGGUGAAACAGCUGACGGAUGAGGAGGAGUGCUGUAUCUGUAUGGAUGGGAAGGCUGACCUCAUCUUGCCCUGCACCCACAGCUUCUGUCAGAAGUGCAUCGAUAAGUGGAGCGACCACAGCAGGAACUGCCCGAUCUGCCGCUUGCAAGUGACCGCCGCCAACGAGUCAUGGGUCAUGUCUGACGCCCCCACGGAGGAGGAUAUAGCGGGUUAUAUCCUCAACUUGGCAGAUGAAGCUGGAAUUCCACACAGACCUUAAAUAAACAGAAACCUAAUUGCUUAUAUUCAUACUCCAUUGUUUUAAGACAUUAUAAAUUUGAGUUUUCAUUCAGUUCAGCACUGCCUCGUCUACCACUGUAAUUGCUAUUCAAAUGUGAAUUGGACAGUAGUCUCAUUAUGAGGGAACUAUGUUUUGUGUGUGUGUGUGUGUGUGUGUGUGUGUGUGUGUUUUUAACUUUUUUUAUGAAAUGCAUAUAGCAGGUACCACCUUUACAGCUCAGUACACUGAGAUAUGCACAUCCACUGACCCAAGUCUCUGGAGUUUUACUUUUUUUUCUCUCAGUUGGAAUGGGGGCGCCAGACGAGAUGAGUGUUUGUCCCAGUUGUUUCAGUGCGAUUGAGGAGGGUUUGGAUUCUGCUGUAUUUUCGGCAGUAAACGAGAGCUUAAAUGCCCCCCUGCAGGCCCAGUGGCUACCGAGACCCAGAAGCAUAUGGGGUGGUUCUCCAGAGAUUCAGUGUUAAAAGCAAUGGGAAGCUGACUUUGAAUGGCAGUCUAAUAAAUAGCUGAUUCACUGUCAUACACAAAAACAAAAACCUUAUGAUUUCCAUUAUUAAACCUGGAGGUUUCUCCCCCAAAACAUCCCUAAUGCAGUUAUAAGUAGGCUUUGAUCAAUGCGACUCGAAGCUGUAUGGGGAAUAAUGGAAAUUCAUAUUUACAUUUAUGAAAGAAGUCAUGAUUUGUGUGCAUGCUGCAGAAAAUACUUACUGGUAUUAAUGUUGAAACUUAUUUGUAGAUACCUUAAUUCUUAAAAUUGGUUGCUUCAUAUUUCAGAAUUUUAAUUAUUACUAUUAGGGCAACAUUACUCUUGCAUAUUGUUGUGUAAUUUGCCAGAAAUGUCAGUAGCUGUUUUGUUUUAUAACGGUAAGUUUACCUAAGCUCUAAAUGUAAAUAUGAAAAGGACAUUAUUCAAGAUUGGGGGGGGGGGUAGACUGUGAAAUUCAAAAUGUGAAAAUACGCGCUUCUAUUACAACUUUCAGAUUUUGGCUUUAAACUAAAAGGGAAUUUUUGAUUAAAUAUUGUGGGAAAUGUAUUUCUUUUUAUAAGAUGCACACUUAUUUCAAAGGACUCAUUGAAAACUACCAAAACCACUUAUAUAUUUAUAUAAAACACUAUGUAUGAAUGUGAGUUUCCUUUUUAAUUGCACUCUGGAAAUGCGUAGAGCCAUCUUUAAUGAGAAAGCAUGCUUUUUGCCGAUGUAUGUUUUUUAUCUUUAUUAAAAGGAACAUGUUUAACUCUA